GUCGGGCGCAGUACGAGGUUACCAAUUGCGGCAUAGGUGAGACAUUUUCGACCCUUGUUAAAUAGAUACCAUCUUUCGCGUGCCCUCGAUCUACUUUCUUCCCAGCAAGGAAUAUUUAAACAACGACCAUUAUUAAGGCUUCUCACUUCCGGGCCGACAUAUCAGACAAACAAUGACCGAUACAAAAAAAGUCGCUAUCUGGUACGACCAAAAUGCCAGGAUGGAACAUGACCGUCUCAACAAUUGUCGACUCGAAUUUUCCAUUUCUUGGAGAGUGGUUACUCAGUGUCUGAGCCAGCUGGAAACAAAUGACCCGUUAGAAAUCCUAGAUCUUGGAGGAGGAACUGGUCGAUAUGCUCUGAAACUAACACAGUUGGGCCAUUCAGUCACACUCGUGGACAUAUCCGACCAGGAGCUCGAGAUAGCCCGCGAAACGGCUACCAAAACGGACACAAAGCUCACUGCUGUUAUUCAGGCGGAUGCACGAGACAUCCGCGCCAACCCUGCCAUCUUCCAAGAGAAGAAAUACGAUCUCGUCCUAUGUCAAGGCCCGCUCUACCACCUACUCGAAGAGGACGAGCGCCGUAAUGUUCUCUCCACAUGUGCUGCGUCACUCAAGCCCGGUGGGACCCUGGUCGCUGCAUUCGUUCUUCAGUACGCUCACUUGCGAGACAUUGCCCAGCGAGAUCCCAUGCGACUCUUGGCCGAUUAUGAUGCUUUUUACGCAAAGUAUCUUGCUGAUGGGAAAUAUACGCGGAAUCCGCUUGUCUCCUCGUAUCAUGCGAACCCAGCAGAAGUCAGGAAGAUAUUCGAAUCGAUCCCUGGGCUACAACUGGAAAGGUUAGUAGCCUGCGAAGGGUUCCUUGGCGGAGGGUUAGCCUCUAAGAUCAAUCAACUGCCGGAUGAUGCUUAUGAGAAGUGGGCCGAUGUUGUGCUUCGGUUUGCAGAAGAUCCGAGUAUCCUGGGCAAUGCAGAUCAUGUGCUGGCCGUUGCAAGGCGGGUGACUUGAUGAAUUGGUUCCUGCUGGGUGUAUAAGGAUUCUAAUUCCGGGGACCUUAUUGCUAAGUUACUCGGGCAUUGACCCGCAAUAAUUUACUCUGAGCCACUAGCUAAACUAACAUAAAUUGUCAUGUUAACAGCGUCUCGCUCGACUGGCAAGUCCGGUAACAGUAUAUUCUAAUUUAGUACAUAGCCCACCCCCCACUAGCCGAAAUAACCUGCCCCGUAAUCCACCUACUCCCCUCACUCGCAAGCCAAACAACCACCGGCGCGAUAUCCUCGACGGUGCCCAAUCUAUUCUGUAUCGGAGUCGAAUCCUUCUGCAUCUUCACCGUCUCCUGCGGAAUAUUCCCGAUGAGAUCCGUCUGAACGGGGCCCGGGUUCACACAAUUAACCGUGUGUCCAGCACUCCCCAACUCGGCAGCCCAGCAUCUCGUCAUUCCUUCCAGAGCCGCCUUUGAGGAGCAAUAUACGGAAAGCUGCUUGAAGCCGCUCCGUCCACCUACAGAGCCGAUGUUGAUGAUUCGCCCUGGGGCGCGUAAGUGUGGGAGAACCGAUUGGAGCAUAAGCAGCGGUGCGCGGACGUUGAGGUCGUAGACGAAGCUAAAGUCAUCGACAGUGAUGUCUGGGAUAGGCUUGACGAGUUCGACGCCGGCAUUGUUAACCAGGAUGUCAAUAUGCUCGCCAAAGUGCUUGAUUGUUUCGGUUACUAUUUUGGCCGGCGAGUUGGGGUCUCGCAGAUCGGCCUUUAUACUAAUGGCAGCAGAGCCGUUGCCGAGUCCGUUGAUGGUUUCGAUCAGAGAGUCCACCUGCUUUUCGCUUCCGCUGGAGGUAUAGGUAACCGAGACCUUCCG
This is a messenger RNA of Aspergillus calidoustus, 1853 nucleotides long. The record is from the annotation of a GenBank genome assembly. Lineage: Eukaryota; Fungi; Ascomycota; Eurotiomycetes; Eurotiales; Aspergillaceae.